ACCGACCUUGAGCCGCUCGCUAAUCUUUAGUGUGCGCACAGACAGAAAGAGUCUGCUGAGUGUGCCUUCUGAAACAAGCCCUUAUUACUGUAUGAGGAGGACUCCACUUUUUCUGGGGCUUUUGCGGAUGAUUUUUUUUUAACCAUGGCUAUACAACCUUCCUGCAGUCGUCUUUAUGGAAUACGCUCUGUAUUUUAGGAUGAUCACACUGAUGGUUUUGGAAUAAAGGGAAUGGAUGGCACCCUGUGUAGCUACCAUGGACACUGAGGAAACUCAUGGUGUUUUGUCAAGCAGACUUCCAACAGUGGGCACGGCCGUAGAGGAAAUACCCUCGGCUGCAUCUUCGGAGGACGUGCAAUCGGCUCACUGUGUGCAGGAAGUACCAGACUGUGGAACUCCUAUCCAGUCAGCUGUUACAAGUCUCAGCACAUAUAGUCUUUGCAAUGAGGAGCCCUUCUGUAGGAUUUGCCACGAAGGCAGUAACAAUGGGGAUCUCCUGUCUCCAUGCGAGUGCUCUGGUAGUCUGGCAAUGGUGCACAGGAGUUGUUUGGAGCACUGGCUGACAGCCUCAAACACAAGUCACUGUGAACUGUGUCGCUUUGAAUUUGCCAUGGAACGCCUGCCAAAGCCACUCAGUGAGUGGCUGGAGAGUCCGGCUAUGCUGCACCAGAGAAGAACACUGUGUGGAGAUGCCAUCUGCUUGAUGUUCAUAACUCCAUUAGCAAGUCUCUCAGGCUGGCUCUGUGUCCAAGGGGCAAUAGACCUUUACUACAGCAGCAGUAUGGAAGCUAUUGGACUUAUCGUUCUGACUCUUGCACUAUUCACCAUCUACCUAUUCUGGACAAUUGUCUCUCUACGCUAUCACAUUCAUCUCUUCAGUAAGUGGAAAAAGACCAAUCAAAAUGUUCGGCUCCUAAUUCCACGACCAGCAAUAUUACCCUGCAGUCAGCAACACCCGCUCCUUGUUGAAAACUCAAGCAAAGACAAAACGAAGGAGACCGUGGUUUAGCAGGAUCUGUUUUUCUCUCCAGGUUGAAUUUACAGAAUUGGAACUCUCUGUGUGUUCCACUCCAAUCUGCUCAAUUCUGAAAACACGGAACUGUAAUUAUUUGUCAUUAUUAUUAUUAUUAUUAUUAUUAUUAUUAUUAUUAUUAUUAUUAUUUUUAAAAGUUUGGAAGCUUCCAGUUUUGUUAUCUUCUGAAUUAUACUGUUUUCUUACAUUUCAAAACAUUCACAUCAAAGACCUUGGAAAUUUUCAAUAUAAAAGCAGUCAGCUGGGGAGAUUUAAAACCAUAUUAUGGAAUGUCAUGAAAAGAAGAUAUCGAAGCUUUUCUAGGAUUUCAAAGUCAUCCUUUGAUUGUGGGCGAAAAAAAAAAUUAAAAAAAUAAGCGAGCAGUGCUUGGUUGUGCAACUAACCAAAAACUAAAAUCUGUUAUUUUCAAUUCAAUUACUUUUUUUGAGAUCAUUCAAAGCUGCUGAUUUUUGGUGCAACCCUUGAUAAUUAUCUAUAUCUGUUCAGUUAUUAUGGGGAUCUGAUAACUCAUUUUCUUGGAGGUGGAGGAGACAGAAUCUGAAUAUCCCAUUUAAUUGGAAUCAUCAAAAAGAUAUUAGUGUCAGGCUUGUACUGUAAUAAGCGUGCAGGCCACUCACUCACUAACCUAACAUACCAUGUAAUACUUGGCAGGCCAUGAGAGGUUAUUCAAAAUGCUACAUUUUAUUCCAGAUACCAGUGGGUUUGAGAAACCUGUAGUUAAAAGCACAUUUUACAUUUAGGCAUUUCAACAAAUCAAGAAGUACAGAACCCGGACAAUGUAUUUUCUUCAAUAAAAAAAAGGCUUUAUUUAAAGCAAUACAAAAUAAUGUCUAUAUUUUGGUACAGUAUGCAAGUUUAAUGAUCAAAUGACCGAAGACAUGAAUGGGAUUUCCCACACAAAGGCAAUAUUCAACGUUAGAGUAGAGCGUCUGCGUGCCGACAGUAUCAUGUCUCCAUUUUCCUUGACUUUCACAUUUUCAACAUUCCCACACAACUGAUGCAAUUUAAAUGUGUAGGUGCAGCCAGUGUAAUUGCAGUGCUAAAGGGACCAAAAUGAAGCAAUAUAUUUGUGAUACAAGAUAAUGCCAUUUACAAUAAGGCCAUUAACUCGCUGUGGUAUAUAUGACUUCACAAUAAAUUACUUGCAGUUACAUCAUAUUCAGUUGUCCUACAAGUUUUGUACACCA
Acipenser ruthenus (sterlet) is the source of this 2220-nucleotide messenger RNA. Its product is annotated as E3 ubiquitin-protein ligase MARCHF3-like. Gene Ontology annotation, molecular function: zinc ion binding; ubiquitin-protein transferase activity. The coding region runs from base 236 to 1009 and encodes 257 amino acids. Gene Ontology annotation, biological process: protein ubiquitination. NCBI's taxonomy places the organism in Eukaryota, Metazoa, Chordata, Actinopteri, Acipenseriformes, Acipenseridae. The transcript is spliced from 5 exons. The record is from RefSeq and is a predicted model, not a curated record.